Messenger RNA from Marchantia polymorpha subsp. ruderalis, 2119 nucleotides. Lineage: Eukaryota; Viridiplantae; Streptophyta; Marchantiopsida; Marchantiales; Marchantiaceae. The record is from the annotation of a GenBank genome assembly.
CAGAGCUGGGGAGUGUCGAGUGGGGCACUUCCAGUUUGUCAAUAAUGCCGUCCGUCGUUUGGUCCAUGGCAUAAGACUGUUCGAACGCGAGUCAUGGUGGAACCUCGGGAAUCAAAUAGCUGUUGGUACCUGAAGCCCUCAAGAGGAGCUCAGAGUCUCAAGUGGCAGGAAUCGUGAGCUCCUUCUGCCACUAUUUCGGUGGAACGUGUGAAGGCUUUCGUUGCAGCUGCUGUAGAACUGUACGAUGUUUGGUGUUCGGUCGAGUCCGUUGUGGGAAAACAUUGACACUCCCCGGGAAAAGCAGUGUCACUGACGGUUGUUUCCUCUGAGCUGGCUACAAAAUUGCACCGCUGCUGGUAGCGAUGAGUGGUGCUGCCUUUGCUCCAGGAAUCUGCCCCGUGCCAUUGUCUUCGUUUCCGACUGAAAAUUGGGACCGCCACUGUACGUUGAAACGAUUUGAGAAGAGAUUUAUCCUUGCUUGUACAACAACUUCUCUGCGCAGAGCUUGCAGCGGGGGACACUAUUGGAAUUAUGCACACAGGCCAUUCGGAUCUGAAGUCGAAGGAAUUAGUGAGGAGCAGGAUUAUUCUGGGAGAAGGACGGUAGGCGUGUUUUGGGACUUAGACAACAAGCCCCCCGUUCUGGUGCCUCCUUUCGAUGCCGCCAUGAGGUUGAGGAGUCUGGCAAGCGAAUUCGGGGAGGUGGUGGAUAUGGUGGCUUACGCCAACAAGAAUGCAUUUACUUAUGUUCCACCCUGGGUUAAGGAGCAGAGACAGGAAAGGAGGUUGCUGGAUCAGUUGGAGGUGAGAGGACUGGUUAAAGUGGAGCGCCCGUAUAUCUGCAGGCUCUGCGGUAGAAUGUGCAAGACUAAUGUUGCUCUGAGGAGGCAUUUCAAGCAAAUGCACGAGAGAGAGCGAGAAAGGAAAUUGGCAUAUUUAAAAACGCUUAGAGGUAAGAGGCGAGCUAAGUUCCUGAGUGACCUUGCAGAGCAGGAAAUCAAAUACAAAGCAGCAGCCCGGAGAGUGUUAGUACCAAAAUCUGGAUACGGAUUGGGUUCAGAGCUGAGAAGGGCAGGCGUAGAUGUGAGAACGGUCGAGAGCAAGCCUCAAGCCGCUGAUGAAGCCCUGAAAAAGCACAUUGCCAAUUGUAUGAACAAGGGAGUCGAGUGUAUCUGUCUGUUAUCAGAUGAUUCUGAUUUUUUAGGCAUUUUGAAGACUGCAAAGAGUAAGGGCUUGAAGGUUGUGGUGGUAGGAGACACUUUUACUCUGGAAAAAGUUGCGGAUUUCAGUUUUUCGUGGCAGGAUGUUGCUUCUGGAAUAUAUGUAUAUGAUGUGUAUCGUUCCAGGGACAGAGGAAGAUUUAUGACUGGUGUUGAACCGAUCAGUUUCGAAGCGAGAGUGGAUCAUCCCAAAUGCUGGAUGGUAAUUGAAAGAACAUGACAGCAUCUUGACGAAGAGGUGUCGAAGAUCACAGACUCUUCAACUGCAAUGCUUGACUCGAAUACCAGAUCGGAUUUUCUGGAUAUUCAUAAAUACAAGAUUGUUUGCGGUACUGCUGGGAGCCUUCGAAUAUAAAAGGCCUCGUCCUCAACGUUUAUUAAUGGUGGGCUGAUCAGAAUCAAUGUACAGGAGGAACCUCUCCAAAUUUCGAUAACUAGCCAGAGUUAAAUCUUGGGCGUCUGGUAGUAAUCAUAACAGUUGGUUUGAUAGUUAUGUCAGAUAGAGGGAACGUUCGUGUUGUACAGUUUUCCAAGCAGGAUCCCAAAGGGAGAGCAACUUCUGUCCACGGGACUCCUAGUACUUGACCCGAAUUUUUACUUCAAAUGGAGUCGAGGUUUCGUGGUCCAGAGGCAUACUUUGUAUUUUCCUUUUCGGUCCACAUAACAGUCACCUUCUUUUUUAAUCUAAUUACCCCCAACAGCGAAGUGCAGCCUUCAAGCUGGGAUACGAACGACUUGCCUUGGCUAGGCACUGGUCUCGGAGUCUACUCACGAUGUUCUCAAAGCUGACCUCUGGAUGAUAAUUUUUUCUCCCACUGAAAACCAGAAAGAGGAAAGGAAUGGAAUUUAAACCCAGAAUGCGAAACCCGAGUAUUGUUAUGGGAUUUAAACCCAGGUCAA